Molecule: messenger RNA, 2111 nt
Organism: Megalobrama amblycephala (Wuchang bream)
Lineage: Eukaryota; Metazoa; Chordata; Actinopteri; Cypriniformes; Xenocyprididae
Exons: 6
Coding region: 629-1780 (383 amino acids)
Biological process (GO): DNA integration
Molecular function (GO): nucleic acid binding
Source: RefSeq, a predicted model, not a curated record
AUUUCUUUGUGUUCAGCAGAUCAAAGAAAUUCAUACUUGUUUGAAAGUACUUGAGUGGGAGUAAAUUAUGAAAGAAUUUUCAUUUUUGGGGGAACUAUCCCUUUAAGCAACAAUAAGGUAGGCCUAUAGUUCGGGGAACAUGUCUAGAAAAGGUAUAUCUUCAUUUAAAAGUCUUUGUAGCACGCUAAUAGACCACGUCAUCGGGAAACCCAGCCCUGGUCAUUAUAGUGUCUUUAAACCUGACAAUUACUAGUAGUUCUGGAAUUUUGUUAUUCGUUGUAAGAAAUACAAUUUAUAACUGUUAUAUUAAAUGUCUAACAUCUGCUAUAGAUUUUAUAAUGACUAGUCUACUUUUUUCCCCCUACAGAUCUUGCUUAGACGACUAGUCUUGGACAGAUUACUGAAUAAGCUGCAGUAUAUUGUUAACCAUUCUGCCUCAGGCCUCAACCUUGAUUAUCUACAUUUCAUUUGCACACAUGAACUAAUACUCAUUGAUGCAUUAGAAGAACUUGUUAUCCCAGAAUGCAUUGUAAAUGCCCUUAGAGACCUCUGUAUUUUGGUGAGAGAGCAGGUUGAAAAUGAAACAAAUGAAACGCUUCAAAUUGAGGUGGAGGCAGUCGCAGGAGUUAUGGGACGACCUAAAUUCACAGUUGAAAAUGAGAAGAUUAAGUCCUUGCUAGACAUUCAGCUGCCCGUCCCUUGCAUAGCCAAACUGUUAGGAGUUAGUGAAAGUACAGUUUUCCGUAGGAUGAGAGAGUUUGGACUGUCUGUGUCAGACUCCUAUAGUACAAUAGGUGACCAAGAGCUUGAUAUGUUAGUGACCAACAUCAAGUCUCAAAUGCCUCAUGUGGGCUAUAGAUUGAUGAUGGGAAGGUUGAGAUCUUUAGGUUACAAGAUACAGUGGAGCAGACUGAGGGCAUCUAUGCACAGAGUAGAUGCAGUUGGGAUUUUUUCCCGCAUGACACAGCUAGGCUGUGUAGUGAGGAGAAAAUACUCUGUCAGGGCCCCUCUCAGUCUAGUGCAUGUGGAUACCAACCACAAACUGAUAAGAUACAACAUUGUCAUAUUUGGGGGCAUUGACGGUUUCUCCAGAAAGAUAAUGUACUUGGAUGCAGCUAACAACAACAAGGCAUCAACUGCCUUUACCUUCUUUUUACAAUCCAUUGAGAAGAAUGGUGUGCCUUCAAGGGUUAGAGGUGAUCAAGGAGUUGAGAACCUCGACAUUGCACGCUUCAUGUUCACUGUAAGGGGAACAGACAGAGCAAGUUUCAUUUCUGGGAAAAGCGUACAUAACCAAAGAAUCGAACGGCUCUGGCGUGAUGUGUGGACAGCGGUGACUACCACAUAUUACGAUACCCUCCAUGGUCUUGAAGAAGAUGGCUUGCUGGACAUCUCAAACACACUACACAUUUUCCUUGCCCAGUUUGUGUUUCUUCCCCGUCUCCGCAAAGACUUGCAGACAUUUGCUGAGGGCUGGAACCAUCACCCUCUCCGCACUGAGGGAAAUAUGACCCCACAUCAGUUGUGGGAGGUGGGACUUAUGCAAAAUAGCAUCAGUGAGCUUGAAAAUUUAGAGGAUGUAGAGGACUGUGACAUGGACUGGGAAAGUGCCAUUUUCCAUGAGGAACCAUUAACAGCAUUUGGAGUUGUGGUUCCAGAACUCCUCCCCCCUCUAAAUGAACAAGAAAUGAGAAGCCUCCAAGCUGCUGUUGACCCUACAGUGACAUCACACUCGAAUGGUAGAGACAUCUAUAUUCAGUGCUUUGAUAUUUUUCACUGACAAAUUAUGAAUACGCUUAAUCUAUUGUCCUUUGCUUGUUCAUAUCUACUUGAGAUGAAAACAUGUAUUUUCCAAAUAGACUUUAUUGAACAUAAGAAAAAAAAAAAAUUCAAAUACAGUGAACUUAUUGUAAGAUUCAAUAUCACUCUCUUUUAGGGUGUUACCCUAAACUAAAACUGUAGUGAUUGUCACAAAGAAGUAUGUGGUGCUGAACAGUGUUUGUGGAAUGCUUACCAUAUGACAGCUUAAACUCUUUAUACUAACAUUUUUAUCAACUUGAAACUGUAAUACACUGUCAUACAAGCAAUAAAUUCCUGGCAAAGAAAUUGUG